UCUAGAGUUCGAUUUCGUGUAUUUUAACAGGUGGAGGUGGAGGGGGACGAACAGCUGGAGUGUGUAUGAUGAGCAGCAAAUGGAGAGACGAGCAAACUCCGUCGUACAUCGAUUUCGUGUCGUCGUUCCUUAACGCAAAUUCCUUCCGUCUCAACUUCGUCCCGAUUGCUCCAGAUUUCAUUUUCAACUGUGGAGGUCUUUCAUUGGCAUUCAUCUUCGUUACUAACUGGGAUUGCAGCAACACCGAGCUAGUCUUCAACAGAGUUCAGAAUCUGAAGACUCGUUUCGCAAACCUGUAUGUUGUUGUCUGCUUACCCACGAAGGAGAAGAAUGAUUCUUUUGUACGGUCUUACUUCAAAUGCGGGAUGCAGAUUGGCCGGCCACCAUUUGUGCCAGUUCAAGACUUGGAGAUGGGGUUUGAGAAGAUGGUCAAGAUAGCACAUUCUCGUGGGGCAUGCAAGCAGCAGGAUGUUACCUCAACAAUGAAGGCUGAGGUUUGUGUGUUGAUAUCAUUGUUCAUAUAUCCUGUUGCAUGUGAGAAGAGGCUGGGAUCGGUGCAAAUGUUGGAGAAUUACGUUAAAGUGAUCACUUCAAUACCAGGCAUCGACAGCCACGACGCGAAUAUGCUGAAUCAAGGUAUAGGUUCGAUUGAAGCCGUUGCUAAGGCGACCAAGGAAAACAUCUUGGAGAAAACUGACCUUUCCCCUGACAAGGCUGAGACCAUCACAAGGUUCUUCAGGGAUCCCAAGUUUUACCUCUCCCCAAAGCUCACCAAGUAAAGGUAUAGCGAGUCUGCAAACCAUUUUACUGGAUAUGCGUUUAUCUGUCUGUUAAAACUUAAAAAACUGAUGUCCUGUGGUAGUCCAGCUCAGUUCCAAAGGGUUGGGAAUCGAGAUGAAUGGUUGUUUACUCAUGAUUUGGAAUGAAUUGAUACUUGACUAUAUGCCCAAAAUCAAAAUGAUGGAUUGUUCAGGUUUGAUUUUAUUAUCGAAUUCAAA
Molecule: messenger RNA, 998 nt
Organism: Linum tenue
Lineage: Eukaryota; Viridiplantae; Streptophyta; Magnoliopsida; Malpighiales; Linaceae
Source: the annotation of a GenBank genome assembly